AUGGCGAGCAUUGGCGGAAGGGAUCGCAGCUGGACGAGCUGCGAGGACAGCAGCGUGGUCAAGAACGGGAGCCGGGUCAAGGGUACUGAGAGAGGUGAGAGGAAGCUGGUGUUGUCCGAGUGCUUCCAGCCACAUCCUGGAGCACUUGUCCGACCUCGAUGCCGCCCUCCUCGCACGCCGCCCUCCCCCCCACCCCCUCAUCAUUUCGCCCCCUUCAGCUUCUGUCUCGCCCAUCCUCCCACCCUCGUUCUCUGUCGCCGCCGUCUCACCCUCUCCCGUCACCGUCUCGCCUGUCCACCCGACUCCAUCCUGCUGAACACCAAGACGACGGCGGACACAUUAAGCCGCUGCCAUCGCCCACCCCACCGCCGGCUCGGCUCUCUGCCACCGUCUCGCUUGAUCACCCAGUUCCAUCCCGUUGGAUACCAAGAUGACGGUGGACUCGUUGUGCCGCCGCCACCUGCUCACCCCUCUCCCGCCAUCAUCCCCCCCCCAAGACAGGACUCCACGCCCGCGGCCUCCUCGUCCACUCCCCCCUCCUCCGUGCCCGACAAGCAGCAACCACCGCUGUCCACACCCCCCGCGCGGCCGUCCACCUACCCGCAGAGCUCACGUAUGGUUUCCCCCUCUGCCCUGCACCUGCUCCAGGAAAAUAUGAUCAUCGAUGCCGGCAGAAUCACGGGCACCGAUGUGUGUGGCAUGCUCGCCAAGGGCAACGUCCUCGCCUUCCUCGCCUUCCUCACACGGCUUCAACGCACCGCCACGCUACCUUCUCGUUCAACAGCGAGGAGGCUGCUUCCUUGGGAAGUCCCUCUGCAUCUUGGUCCUGUCUGUGCUGACUCACAUGGCUAUGCAACCCUCGGUGUGCUGCCAGGUGGCAGGGUGCGAUCUCAAAGUGCCACAAGGCAUUCUCCGCUGGGGGCGUUGCGGCCAUACGAGAGUGUGAACAUGGCAGUGCCCAAUAAUGACACGACAGGAUAG
Molecule: messenger RNA, 981 nt
Organism: Fibroporia radiculosa
Lineage: Eukaryota; Fungi; Basidiomycota; Agaricomycetes; Polyporales; Fibroporiaceae
Exons: 2
Coding region: 1-981 (326 amino acids)
Source: RefSeq, a predicted model, not a curated record